This is a messenger RNA of Chara braunii, 2978 nucleotides long. The record is from the annotation of a GenBank genome assembly. Lineage: Eukaryota; Viridiplantae; Streptophyta; Charophyceae; Charales; Characeae.
CCUCACUGACCCCUGACUUCCGACCGUUCGGUCGCUCUCUUGACCAGUCGUCCGCCAUCGCUGCUGAGCUUUUCUGCUGGGUGUUCUUUUGGCGGAGAGGAUGAACCAGCUGUCACAAAACGACGGUGAAGAUGUGGCCUUGGAGCCAAUCCCUCCGACGACGGGCCUCGUGCGGAAGACCGCGGAGAUUGGCGCGGUGGUAUCGGUAACGGGGUCUGCGGUCAGACGGAUGGCGAUCGCGACAGACGAUGACGUGUCCGAUAGAGCCACGUGCAAGACAACUGAAAGAUUUGACCGGGAAGGGGAGCAUCAUGCCACGUCAGCACAUGUUGGAGAUGGCAGUGGUGCGAGCAGUCGUCCUCUUCGCGCAGUGUCACAGCGGAUGGAGGAGAAAGAAGGAGGAGGGGGAGGAGGAGGAGGAGGAGGAGGUGUUUUGCCCAGGAACGAGGAACAGGAGGGGAGGGAAGAAGGAAGGAGGAGGACAGAGGAAGGUGUAAGAAUUGGCGGGAAAGAGCUGUCCGAGGGCGGGAACGACCGAGAGCGGGAGAAUGAGAGAGACGGAGGAGCUGCACGUGGUCUGUGCGACCAUGCGUACGAGGAUGUGAUGGAAUCGCAGAGAGAGGAGAUCGAGCUUGGUCGACGAGGAGAGGGAGAUGGUCGCUCUGAGUCACAGAAUUUGCAAGAGGAAGAUCAGAGGGAGGGGAGAAAGGAGGCCAAAGAUAUAGGAGAGGGAGGUGGCCCCGUUGAGCAGGAAACGGAAGACGCGGUCCGUCGUGUGAACUCAGAGCAGACGCUCGUCGUGGAGGUAGUUACGGCGGCCGAGAGGAGGGAGGGGGAGGGAGAGGGAGAGGGAGAGGGAGAGGGAGAGAGCGCGAAAGAAUUAGACAGGGGUGGAGAGGGAGGUGGAGGGAGAGGCUCCAAUCGUGCUUGUGAGAGAUUGAUCUCUUUUCGCGCUCGCCUGAAGGGUCGUUUCCCCUUGACUUCGUCUUCCACAGACUUUCCCGUGUUCCAAACGUUUGUCCGUGGAGAUGGUAUUGGGACUAAGUGCCAGACCAGGUCUGGACCAGGGUUGGAACGGUGGUCCAGUUGUGGGACCAGUGCUUGUCCCGGCGAGAGUAGAUGUGCCGUUAGCGGGACACAAAGCCGCUGGAUGGAGCGCGGUCGUCUCGGAGAGGGACGAUCACAGGGGAGUAAGGAGGAGGAGAAUGAAGGAGAGGAGAGGGGGGAGGGAAAUAUGGAGAAGAAGACAGAAGAGGAGAGCGAGGAGGUGAGUAAAGAAGUUGGGAGGGAGGAGAAGAAGAUGGGAGGCGAUCAUCACGAGGAGAAGAGAAAACAGGAGGAGGGAAAGCUAGGAGAGGGGAGGCAGGGGGAGGGAAUAGGAGACAGCAAGAAAGAGAAGAUGGGACAGGAGGAGAAGAAGAAAGUCGUCGGAGAGGAGAGGAAGCGGGAGAAGAUAGGACAACAGAGGAAGGAGGAGAAGGUAGGUGAGGAGAUGAAGGAGAAGAUAGCAGAGGAGAGGAAGGAGGAGAAGAUAGCAGAGGAGAGGAAGGAGGAGAAGAUAGCGGAGGAGAGGAAGGAGGAGAAGGUAGGAGAGGAGAGGAAGGAGGAGAAGAUAGGAGAGGAGAGGAAGGAGGAGAAGAAAGCAGAGGAGAGGAAUGAGGAGAAGAUAGGAGAGGAGAGGAAGGAGGAGAAGAAAGCAGAGGAGAGGAAUGAGGAGAAGAUAGGAGAGGAGAGGAAGGAGGAGAAGAUAGCAGAGGAGGAGGCGCAGGAGAAGAGAGCAGUAGAGAGGGAGGAGGAGAGGGUAGGGGAGCAGGGGAAGGAGGAGAAGGAGGAGAAGGUACGAGAGUUUUCGUAUCCGGUAGUCUUAAGGCCAGAGGAGAAGGAAUCGACAGGGAAGUUCCCUCGACGGCCGGUUUUUGCCACCCUUCUUCUUCAGACAAGCUUCUCAAAAGUGUGUGGCAUUGAGAUCAUUCCAAAGAUUUGCCGGAUGACAAAGGAGUUGGUGGCCCUGUAUGAUGUGGAGGUGAGGCCUCAUUUACAUCCAGCAAAGCAGCAGCAGCAGAUCGGUUUCCUACAUGGCGACUUUUUAAAGAUCGAUUGGUCUGAUGGAGAUCUCAUUUUCUCAAACGCGACAUGUUUCGGGGGCCAAUUAUUUGAAAAGCUCGAGGAAUGUGCAAAUGCGAACCUGAAGCCUGGAGCGAUCGUGAUUACCGUCUCUCGCCAUUUCCUUGGGGAUAAUUGGGAAAUUUUGGAAGCAAAAGAACGAAAGAUGAGCUGGGCACCAGCAAAGGUGUAUGUUCAUCGAAAGCGACAGAGAGAAAGGAAGGCGGCGGAGGAAACAAAUGUGGAAGACGACAACGAGCAGGAGCAGCACAGCGAUGAGCAACAGCAGUGGCCGCCUGCGGUACAGGCGGAUGCGUGCGGACCAGCCGAGGAGAACGAGCGACUGUGAGAUCACUGAGAUGUGAACAUGAACACUACGGUAGCCGGGGCAUGAAUGAGGAGGGUAAGUGUCUGAGACGAGACGGAGAGCCGAAGAGACAGAGAAGGCAAGGGCAUAGUCAAAGAAGGAGGUGACUAAAGAAGUGAGCGGGAGUUAGGGUACAGGAGGAGGAGGUGAUGAAAGCGAGCGGAAGCGGGAGGGGGAGGGGGAGGGGGACAUGUGUCUGAGACGAGACGGAGAGCCGAAGAGACAGAGAAGGCAAGGGCAUAGUCAAAUUAGGACUCUUUUGAGGGAAUGUGUUCGCGAAUGCGGACCAAUACGUCCACUAAGCCCAAGCGUGAUAGAUAGAUAGAUAGAUAUAGAUAGGUAGAUAGAUAGAUUGAUUGAUUGAGAGAGAGAGAGAGAGAGAGAGAGAGAGAGAGAGAGAGAGAGAGAGAGAGAGAGAGAAAGAGAGGGUUGGUCAGAGCACGACGAUCGAAGGGUACACUAAAGAGGAACGUGACUAAAGUCCCCUCAAUGAAGGUGAGCUACGCCU